This is a messenger RNA of Anarrhichthys ocellatus (wolf-eel), 5436 nucleotides long. RefSeq names its product MTSS I-BAR domain containing 2a (gene mtss1la). The transcript has 15 exons. Gene Ontology annotation, molecular function: actin binding; phospholipid binding. The record is from RefSeq and is a predicted model, not a curated record. Gene Ontology annotation, cellular component: cytoplasmic side of plasma membrane; actin cytoskeleton. Gene Ontology annotation, biological process: plasma membrane organization; cell projection assembly. The coding region runs from base 2783 to 4786 and encodes 667 amino acids. NCBI's taxonomy places the organism in Eukaryota, Metazoa, Chordata, Actinopteri, Perciformes, Anarhichadidae.
GACACGCAUGCAACCCUACGGUAACGUAGACCGGGGUGAUAUGUGACCUUUGUGGUAGCACGGUGGCUGAUCAGACGCAUAUUUUUACUGCCUUUGUCUCUAUUACCGGGUCCUCCCCCACUGGAAACACCGCUGCAGGUCAAAUUGGGAGAUGAAACAUGUUUCCCUUUGUGCUAUUUGCAUAAUGUGCAGCAGGUCCGUCAGGUUGUAUGUAACAAUACUUCAGCCAGCGUGUGAUCACCAUAUAAUACCUGCUAACUGGAAAUAAAAUGAAUAACUAACAUGUUUAUUUUGUGAAAUACGUGGUGGGGGUUUCAUGUGUUUGGUUCAGGGGUCAAAACCAUAACCUCACCAUGAUUAGAAUCAAAUGGAUCCAUCACAAGAAGGGGAAAGAGCUGUAGAAAUUGGGAGGUUAUUUCUACGUUGUGCAGUAAUCUCAGUACAACUGUUCUUGGGUGCCAUUUGACCCCCAAACAACUGUUCCUACCUCAUCCCAGACUCCAAGGUUUCUUAGAUUAUAAAUGGCACAGGUGGAAGCUCUGCAAGAAAAUAACCGGCUCCAUCACCUAAACCUCCCGGACAGAAACGGCCAUUAAAGGUUAUUGAUUGUGCUUCCUGAUGUUUGGCCCUUGUGGCAGGAAAUCUCUACUUCAGCAGUGUGUCGCCUCGUUCAAUACACAGUUCAUCCAGGCACUACCUCGCUGAACGGAACGGACUCACGCCGCCUGCUUUCUGUCUAAAACCUGUUGUCUUUCGCUCAGCAUAGUUUUACUAUUAUUUCUUAAGCAGGAACUAGAUGUCUCCCAUUAUUUAUAACCCACACACAAGUGUGUGUGUUUUGGUGCGUUUGUGUGUGUUGGGGGAGGGUCAAGUCAAGGAAGUUGAACCAGGGUGGUCUGUUGUUGUUCACCACAACAGAUGGAAAGUGUGAACGUAUUCAUCAGGCCCCGUUGGCAGCUCCUAGUCUUCUCAUUGUGGGGGACGCUCAUGCUACAAAGUGUUGAGAGAGCAGUUAAUAAGUCAAGCAUCAGGCUUCCACCUAACAGAUUUCUUAUUGAUCGCUGGCUCUCGGGGGUGGGGGGGGCAGGGUGCCUUUUGGACGCACUAUUUAUGGGCCCUCGUUUGUCAGGCUCCAAUGAAAUCAGCUCUCGGCUAUUGGCAGCGCUGGUUUGGUUUCAUAUAUUUCCCUUUCUGUGGUGUGCUCAUGGCAGGCUUAGAGAGACAGACGGGGUGGGGGGGGGCUCUUAGAAAGAGGCAGUCUGUGUAUUGAUAAGCAGCAAAGAUGAAUGAGGCUGAAGCCCUUAGUCAGCACAGUGUCCACUGUCGGAGACAGGCAUCUGACCUCAUUCCUGCCGCCUGGCUGGGUCACACAGGCCUGUCAGACCGGCUUUACCCCCCCGGGAGCAACGCAGCAGCGCGGCUCUCCUGUGCUGAUCUCGCCGAUUGGGAGCAAAGUUACAGUACAGUGUGCAAUUACCCACAUGAUACCCAAGCUGUGCACUCGGAGAACUUAAGAAAAAGCCUCUUUUACGGACCGUACAGACAAGAUGCGUUGACAUAAGCAGCACCUGUUGGUUGUAUAACAGUCUGACGAAGCUGCAGGAAGAGAAGCAAAAGAGUAGGAGGUGGUAGAAGAGGAGGUAGAGAGUGAGAGGGAAUACAAUGACUCAGCUGGAUUACAUCAGCAACAUCAAGAAUGAGGUCAGCAAUGGAUGUGACUUCCAGGAUCUGUGUGUGUGUGUGGGAAAGCAACCACUUUUUCAAAAUGACCUUGAACUAACACUGCCCGCCGCCUCCGAGGAUGAUAGUUUCAGACCUCAGCCCCCGGUGAACGGCGAGGCGUCGGAGGAAGAGCCCGCCUCUCCUUCCUGUCCUUCUUCCUUCCCUCCCUCUGUUCGUCUCCCCUCACCUCCCUGGGAGCUGCUGGGUGUGAAUGAAGAGAGAGAUGUUUGUCCCACCGUCCCGCUGCUCUGCAUGCAGCCGCUUCUUCGCCCUCCUCCCUCAGCUGUCUUGGCAGCGCAUCCCUCCUGCCCCUGGGAGUCGCAGGCCACACAAGCCAAUUAGACACCUGUUGGAGUCAAGUUCAAACAGCGAGGCUUAGAGGAUCACGGCAAACGUUUUUGCUGGAGAUGACGGCUCCUAAAUCACUUUCUAAGGCAGAGAGACAAGCUGCGAGUUAAACGCUGUCAUUUCCAGAAUGGUGGUUAUACCAGAAGUGAUGAAGAGCAAGACUGUUGCCAGAUUGCACGCUGACUAUAUAUAGUCAUGGAUGUGCGGCCUCUUUUGGCUCCUCUCCAUCGAAGGGGCACAUGGGGGUUAUGCCCUGCCUCGCUCUUUCUCCAGGGGCUCAAGCUCUUGCUCUAAUGGGAUCUAGCCUCGAAUGUGUUUUAUGUUUGGCUUCUGCUCUUAGAGCUCAAAGCAGCGUGUGAUGAUCCCGAGGUGUGUGUGUGUGUGUGUGUGUGUGUGUGUGUGUGUAUCUAUCUAUAUCUAUCUAUAUAUAUCUAUAUAUAUCGAUCGAUAUAGGCCGGUCAGGUUGAUUGAGAACAAUAAUGACAAAAGUGUGCACUGAGAAAUCCCGUCGGCCCUUUUAAAGACAAGUCGGAGCACGGAGCUUAUGCACCAACCCGUUUUCCAACCCCCGGGGAAGAAACCAAGCUCCCUUUGAAGCUCUUACCCCGUGUGGGAAGACUUCAGUGCCAAGGCCACAAAACUGCACUCUCAACUCAGGACCACGAUUCUGGCAGCGGUGGCCUUCCUAGAUGCCUUUCAGAAGGUGGCGGACAUGGCUACCAACUCCAGAGGUGCCACCAGGGACGUCGGCUCAGCUCUGACGAGGAUGUGUAUGCGACACCGCAGCAUUGAGGCUAAAUUACGCCACUUCACCAAUGCUCUUAUGGAAGGCCUGGUUACGCCACUCCAGGACAGGAUAGAGGAAUGGAAGAAGACGGCAAAUCAGCUGGACAAAGACCACGCCAAAGAAUACAAGCGGUCUCGCCAGGAAAUCAAAAGGAAGUCGCUAGAUACCAUAAAACUCCAGAAAAAAGCCAGAAAAGAGCUUCUAGGCCGGGGUAACCUGCGGCCCCAGCUGGACAGUGCCAUGCAGGAUGUCAGUGACUUGUACCUGCUGAUGAAGGAGACGGAGAAGCAGGCAGUGCGCAGAGCGCUGCUGGAAGAGAGAGGCCGUUACUGUACAUUCAUUAACCUGCUGCAGCCCGUGGUGAACGCAGAGAUCGCCAUGCUGGGAGAGAUAACACAUUUGCAGCCGAUUGUUGAUGACCUCACUCUGCUGACUGAAGACCCACACAAGCUGCCACCGGCCAGUGAGCAGGUGAUCCGGGACCUGAAAGGCUCCGACUACAGCUGGUCCUACCAGACCCCUCCUUCCUCCCCCAGCAGCAGCGGCUCCAGGAAGAGCAGCAUGUGCAGCCUCCUCCAGAUGCCCUCUGCAGGAGCCCAUCGGCUCAGCAGCGUCUCCUCCCACGACUCGGGCUUCGUAUCCCAGGACGCCAACACCCACUCGAAGCCUCCGUCGCCCAUGCCCUCUGACAUCACCAGCCAGAAAUCAACAAGCUCAGCCUCCUCUGAGGCCUCAGAAACCUGCCAGUCUGUCAGCGAGUGCAACUCUCCCACGGCGGACUGGGCCAAAUCCUGUGAGCCUUCAUUGGCCAGCACUCUGCAGCGUAAGAGGCAGUCUGUGGAUAAGAUGAGAGAGCUGGAAGCUCCGUCCAGUCCACUGGGGUAUUCUGGGAUGCAACCAGAUGAUCCACACAGAGCGAGAAUUAUCCCAGGAACCAUUGCAGCUAAGCAUGGUGAGCCGCUCUCUCCAGCAGCCACCACUCUAGCUAUGGUUCUGACCAGAGGCUUGAGUAUGGAGCAGCAGAAGAGCAGCAGGGACUCUCUGCAGUACUCCAGCGGCUACAGCACCCAGACUAACACCCCUUCCUGUUCCGAGGACACCAUACCCUCACAAGGUUCUGAUUAUGAGUGCUACUCUCUCAACGGGGAUGCUGACAGCGAAGGGCGGGCAGACUUUGACAAGUCCUCCACCAUCCCACGCCACAGUAACAUCGCUCAGAGCUACCGCCGCAUGAUCCAAACCAAGAGGCCUGCCAGCACAGCAGGUCUGCCUGCAGGUAAGACCCUGCAGGGCACUCCGAACGGUGCAGGCAGAAGCGGUGCUGGGGCCAUCACCUCGGGGACGGCGACCAUUCGCCGGACUCCAUCCUCCAAAACCGGAGUGAGACGCACGCCGUCCAUAUCUGGCCCCAUUCCCAUCCGGCCCCCCAUUGUGCCAGUUAAGACCCCAACAGUGCCAGAUUCACCAGGUUAUGGAAGCCCGUCCCAGCAUCGUGCGGGCAGCGAGGAGUUUCUUUAUGGUGAUGACCCAACUGCUAGUGACUACAUGAGGGCUUCUCCAAAGCGGAUGAGCCUCCCCGACGCAGCUUGGGGCUGUGGAGUAGGAAGAGGAGAAAAAGCGGACAGGACCAUUUACGCCCAAAAGGCCCCUGGCAUGGCCGCCCACAGCGCGGAAGAGGACCCUCUGCUUGCUGCCAACCGCCACAGCCUGGUGGAAAAGAUAGGGGAGCUGGCUGCCAGCGCCCGCGCCCUCGGCGAGGGUCACUUUCCUUUCUACAGCUCACUGCCAGGGGAUCCGGCUCAGCGUGUGCCCCAGGAGCCGUCCUCUACGACCCAGGAGGACAUGGAUAUGCUGGUGACGAUACGCCGGGGGGUGAGGCUCCGCAAGGCAGUGACUGACGACAGGUCGGCUCCCAUGUUUCUGCGGUAGCUGUUGUAGAGGAAGGCUGUGAAGAAGCAGCUGUGGUGCCCUUAUUUACAAACUGAAGCUUUGUAGUGAAAUGCAACAGCACCCAUGUGAUACAUGAACGGAGGUACAAGUCAUAAAGAGGAUGUGAUGUGGUGAAUGAAGGCCAGUUCAAAGAGUAAUGAGUGACCACGGACAAUGUCAAGUCAUUUCAUGUCAUGUAUGUAUUGUGUACGUACAAAGUAAUCCAUAUUGUUUUGGUUUUUAUUCUUCUCUUUUGUUUUGUUUUCGUCUGUGGGCUUGGUGGCUUUGUACCUCUGCUCCCUGUGUGACUUCAGCCCAGUUUGUCCUUCUUGUCCCAGUGACGAGGACAUCACUACUGUCGGGGUUGACUGCUCUGUCUUUGUUCUUGCUCUUACGGUUAUUAUAUUAUUGUGCAUUUCUUAAUUAACACAGCCAGCGGUCAGUGGAAAGUGAUGGGCGAAGUGCUCUGUGAGCUUGUCUGUAUGUUGUGUUUCUCAUCAUUACUGUACAAGUACCGUAUUACUGUUUUUGUUUGAUAAGCUGAACAGCAGCUGUGUAAGUCAUGUAAAAUAGAAGCAAUAUGGCAGUGUUUUUAUUGCUGUACUGUACUGUCAAUAUAUUCUGCAAUUAAACAGCCUUUUUACUGUUAA